Messenger RNA from Arabis nemorensis, 2040 nucleotides. The record is from the annotation of a GenBank genome assembly. Lineage: Eukaryota; Viridiplantae; Streptophyta; Magnoliopsida; Brassicales; Brassicaceae.
AUGACGGAAUCCACAUCGAUGCUUGUUCACUCACCGGAGAUGUCUGAUCUAAACCCUAAUCUAUUUUCGGAUUCCGAUAUGAUCUCAAUUCCUCCGCUAGAUCUUCCUUUCCUAUCUGAUCCGAUUUCAAUGGAACACCCGAUCUCCGAUCUCGACUUCUUUUUCGACGAAGAGAACGAAAAAGAAGUCGAUUUUGGGGAUAUAGAUUUCCGAUUUGAUGGUUCCGAUGAUUUCUUCGACUUUACCUUAGAUGCGGAUCUCGCGGCGGCGAUCCCAGAUGGAUUCGGGACAUCCGGAGAUCAGAUUCCAGAAGCGAUCGGAAACCAAGCGAAUCUGGACUCAUCGGAAACGAAGAACGGCGACAGAGGCUCAUCGGAAGAGCGAUCUGAUUCUGUUCAUUCUCAGGUUUCAUCUCAAGGCUCGAAGACUUUUGUCUCCGGCGCGAACGACGCGUUAUCCUCCCCUGAUUCGAGCAAUCCGCAGAAAUCUUCUGUUAGCAAGAGGAAGAAGGAGAAGGGAGACUCUGGAGGCGAAUACAGGAGCUUCAAGUACCAAAAAUCCGAUGAUAAAUCAGCCGCUACAAUCGAAGAAGACGAUGAUAAGAAGAAGGUGAGGCUGAUUAGAAACCGUGAAAGCGCACAGCUAUCGAGGUUGAGGAAGAAGCAAUACGUUGAAGAGCUUCAAGGGAAAGUGAAGAGUAUGAAUUCCACCAUUGCUGAAUUGAAUGGUAAGAUUUCUUAUGUUAUGGCUGAGAAUGCAGUUUUGAGGCAGCAAAUGGCUGUUGCUUCUGGUGCUCCUCCUAUGAAUCCUUAUAUGGCUGCACCACCAUUACCGUAUCAAUGGAUGCCAUAUCCACCUUACCCUGUCAGAGGUUAUGGAUCACAUACUCCAUUGGUUCCUAUUCCUAAAUUGGAUCCUAAGCCUGCUUCGAGUUGUAGACCGAAGAAGCAAGAGAAUAAGAAAAAUGAGGGUAAAAGCAAGAUUAAGAAGGUUGCUAGUAUUAGUUUUAUUGGGAUCUUGUUCUUUAUCUUCUUGUUUGGUACGUUGGUUCCGUUUAUGAAUGUAAACUAUGGAGGAGAGAGUGGAAGCUUUAGUGGUUUGUCUAGUUAUGAGGGUCGUCGGUAUUAUGAUGAACAUAAGGGGAGAGUUCUAAUGGUUGGUGAUGGCUCUGAUGUUAGAAGAGAAAGUGGAAUAUCUGAAGGAAAUAGCCAUUCUAGUAGGAGGAGUCAUGGUGAGAGAGAUAGUUGUGGAGAUGUAGAUUAUAAUGCUCAUCCCAAAGUAGAAGGACGACCGAGUCCGUUGAGAAAUGCUAGUGAGCCUCUAUUUGCUUCUCUCUAUGUCCCAAGGAACGAUGGUCUUGUGAAGAUUGAUGGGAACUUGAUUAUUAGUUCGGUUUUGGCGAGCGAGAAAGCAAUGGAUUCUGCUAAGAAGAGUAUCUCUGAAAAAGUAAAAAGCAAAAAACCCAAAUUCCCCGGAGCUGUUUCUUCUGCAUUAGCUGUUCCUGAGGUCAGAGGAAAUGGAGAAUUGCUUCUGCACUCACCUGAAGGGAAAAGACUUCACCAAUGGUUUCAUGAAGGUGGUUCAGGUACACUAAUGGAUUACAGCAUGUGCACCGAGGUUUUCCAGUUUGAUGUUGCUCCCGGUGCUAUAGUCCCAUCAUCUGUCUCCAACAUUACACGGGAGCAUCUCCAAAAUGUCACUACCCAUGACAAGAGAGUGAAGAACAGGAGAAUUCUCGAGGGACUUCCUGUUUCACUUGUGGCGUCUGAGCUCAACAUCACCGAUAUUCAGCCGGGCAAAGACGCUCAAAACAAGAGCUUCUCUGGGAAUACUAACAACAAACCCACACCAUCUUCCUCCAUGGUUGUCUCAGUGUUGCUUGAUCCAAGAGAGAUCGUUGACUCUGAAACUGACAGAGUCAUUCCCCCAAACCCGAAAUCACUUUCCCGGAUCUUCGUGGUGGUGCUUCUCGACAGUGUCAAGUAUGUUACCUACUCAUGCGUUCUUCCCCGGACAGGUCUCCAUCUCGUGGCCACCUGA